Messenger RNA from Dufourea novaeangliae, 840 nucleotides. RefSeq lists its product as uncharacterized. The transcript is spliced from 3 exons. Bases 1 to 840 code for a protein of 279 amino acids. Lineage: Eukaryota; Metazoa; Arthropoda; Insecta; Hymenoptera; Halictidae. The record is from RefSeq and is a predicted model, not a curated record.
AUGACCAAGUACACUGUGACCGUUCUUUGGCUACUUCCGGUGUUUGCCGCGGCCCUCACGCUCCCGGCGAACGAGAAACCCGGCGGGACCGAGAAUGACCUGAUGGCUACCAUCUACAGCGACUGUCUGAAGAAGGAGUCGAUCAAUUGCAUCAAGUACAAAGUAUUCUCGUACAUGGACAAAAUGCUCGCUGACAAGGAGGAUAUCACGCUCACGGAAGGAAUCACGGUGGUCAAGACAUCGAACGCCGAGGAAGGCGCGCCUAGGUCCAUCGAGUCCAGCGACUUAGAGACGCUGUUGUUCGAUAGACUGGGAAGAUUCCUGAGGACACACACGGUCAAGGUCGAUCUUAAAGGCACCGACAUCCUCGGAGCCAUCGAGUCUGCUGGUCGCAGCUUCGAGGACAUCACCGACAACGCUGUCGAAAGCCGUGGCAAAAAGAAGAAGGCCCAGAAAAUUCUCGGCCCGCUGAUGAUGGCCCUGGCGUUAAAGGCUGCAGCCCUGUUGCCCCUGGCCCUCGGGGCGAUCGCCGCGAUCGCUGGAAAGGCCCUGCUGGUCGGUAAGAUCGCCCUGGUGAUCUCCGCCAUUAUUGGACUGAAGAAGCUGCUCAGCUCGAGCGGAAAGCACGUGACCUACGAGGUCGUCUCGCAUCCCCAUCACAGCAACAGCCACGUAGUCAGCCACGACGAAGGCCACGGUGGCGGUGGUUACGGUGGUGGUGGCGCUGACUAUGGCGGCGGUUACUCAGGCGGCAGCAGUGGACACGGCUGGGCUAGAAGUCUGCCGCAGGACGCUCACGAGAUGGCCUAUCGCGCCCAUCAACCACAACCACAAGCAUGA